GAGGGGUGAGAGCAGAUAUAAUAAUCACGUAGUGUAAAUCUGCAGACAGAAACAUCAGACUCAGGACAGAAACACACGACCUCUAAAAAAUGGAGCAAACUCAAUAUUUGAUUCUUCUUCUCAUUGCUCUCUGCUCCGUAUCUGAAUGUGUUCAGCGUCAGUAUCACUUUAUAAACGUGUUGAAGACCUGGACUGAAGCUCAGAGAUUCUGCAGAGAGAAAUACACAGAUCUGGCCACCGUUGACGACAUGAACGACAUGAACGAGCUGAAUAAGAGUGUGAAUGAUGAACGUGUCUGGAUUGGGCUGAAGAGGACGGGUGUUUAUAAAUGGCAGUGGUCUUCAGGUGAACCUGCGCUUUAUCUGAACUGGGCACCUACACAACCUGAUGAUAGAGAAGAGAUGUGUGCUAUGAUGAGAAAUGGAGAAUGGCAUGAUUUGCUAUGUAGUUAUGCUCGACAUUUCAUUUGCAACAACAUGAACACAGGACUCGUCUUUGUCAAUCAGGCGAAGAGCUGGAGAGAUGCUCAGAGUUUCUGCAGACAGAAUCACACUGAUCUGGUCAGUGUGAAGAACCAGGAUGCGAGUCAACAGAUUCAGAAGUUCAUCAAUGAUAAUCACAUAUCGACUGAUGUCUGGAUCGGUAUGUUCAGAGACUCAUGGCAGUGGUCAGAUCAGAGUGACUCCUCUUUCAGAAACUGGGCUCCUGGUGAACCUAAUAAUGCUGGAGGAAAUGAAAACUGUGCUGUGAUCAUUCAGAGCGGUCAGGCACAAUGGGAUGACAUCUCUUGCAGCAACCGAUUUCCUUUUGUGUGUCAUGAAGAUAAACUGAUUCUGAUCACUGAGACUCUGACGUGGACUGAAGCUCUGAGAUACUGCAGACAGAAUUAUACGGAUCUGGUCUCGGUUCAUUCAGUCCAGAUGCAGGAGGAGGUGAUGAAUGUGGUUAAACGUGCGUCUACUGAGGCGGUGUGGUUGGGUUUACACAACUACUGCAGCAUGAACAUGUGGCUCUGGUUGAGCGGAGAGAUCGUGUGCUAUCAGAACUGGGCUCCAGGGAACGGAACGAGACCGGAAAACUGCAGACUUGAGAAGAGAAAAGGAGCAGUUCAGUCUGGAGGAGAUCCGCGCUGGAUCAGCCUUCCUGAAACUCGCAAACUCAACUUCAUCUGCAGCAGAUAUUAGCACUGAGAAGAUGACAAUGUUUGUGUUCUUUAUUUUUCUUAUUUACUUUGAUUUGUUUGAUUUGUUCUUUAGUAAUUUCUGAGUGAAUCUAC
Molecule: messenger RNA, 1276 nt
Organism: Pimephales promelas (fathead minnow)
Lineage: Eukaryota; Metazoa; Chordata; Actinopteri; Cypriniformes; Leuciscidae
Product: macrophage mannose receptor 1-like
Source: RefSeq, a predicted model, not a curated record